AUGGCUGCUGUUGCCAUGAUAGCUGAUCCUGUGCGGAUUCUUCAAGAGGAGGCAGUGUGUACCAUCUGCCUUAAUUACUUCACAGACCCAGUGUCUAUUGGCUGUGGGCACAACUUUUGCCGAGUGUGCGUGACAGAGCUGUGGAGUGGAGAGGAUGAGGCGGACAAGGAUGAGUCAGAUCAGGAGGAGGAUGAGGACGGAUCGGAGGAGGAGGAGGGAGAAGCUGUGGGGGCCGGUGAGGGGUGGAACAGCCCCACGCAGGAAGAAUACUCUGAAGGAGACAUGGAGGAGGAGGAGGAGGAGAAAGAACAUGAAUUCUGGAGUAUUAGCAAUGGUGGCUCCCACUCGGGCUAUGGGUGCGAAGAGGAGGAGGGUGAGAAGGAAAACCGAUCCUACUAUAUGGCGGACACAGAAGGGAACCUGAGGGGAGAAAAUGAAAAUGAGGAGGGAAUAUUCGAGGAAGACAAGGAAGGGGAGCUAGACUCUGACAGUCCAAUGCCCCCACCUCCAGCCCCUAAAAGGUACUUCACCUGUCCCCAAUGCCAAAAGAGCUUUUCUCGGCGGAACUUCCGCCCCAACCUACAGCUGGCCAACAUGGUCCAGGUGAUUCGGCAGAUGCACCCAAUGCCUGGCAUACAGAUUCCUGUGAAUGAGCAAGGCAUCUGUCCCAAACACAAACAAGCCCUAAAGCUCUUCUGCCAGGUAGAUGAAGAGCCCAUCUGUGUGGUGUGCCAAGAAUCUGGGACCCACAAAUAUCACAACUUGGUGCCACUGGAUGAGGCAGUGCAAGAGUACAAAGCCAAGCUGCAGAGGCAACUGCAGCCACUGAGAAAGUGCCUGGAGGAUGUACAGAAUAGGAAGGCCAGAGAGGAGAAGCGCUUGAUAGAACUAAAGAACCGGAUGAAGUCUGAGCUGACAUCCGUGGCCUUAGCAUUUGGGCAGCUGACAAAGUUUCUGACGGAAGAGCAAGCAUACACGGAGCAGUGUCUCCGAAACAGGCACAGAGCCCAAUUGGGGCGUGUGGGAGCAGUGGCCAGCAAUCUGUCAGAGCAGGCCACCCAGCUAAGGCACUUGCUGGCCCAGGUCCAACAGCAGAGCCAGGAAGGGGGCCUACAGCUGCUCAAGAACAUCAAAGAGACUUUAGAUAAGUGUGAAGGGGUACAGCUGAAGCCCCUAGCCCCCAGCUGCUCCUUCUUGUGCCAACCCCAGAGCCAUGAAUACCUGAAAGAUUCCAUCGUGAGGAAAAUGGAGCAGGUAUUCUGCCAAGUUGCAAAAGUGGACGUGACUCUGGAUCCUGACACUGCUCACUCAAACCUGAUGCUGUCUGCUGACUGUCGGGGGGUCCACCUGGCAGAGCAGCGACAGGACCUUGCUUACACUCCCAAACGCUUCUUGAACAACUACUGUGUCCUGGGAGCCCAGGGAUUCUGCUCCGGCCGGCACUACUGGGAGAUAGAAGUACGUGGACCGGGGGGCUGGGCAUUAGGCGUUGCCUGUGAAUCCAUCAUUCAGAAGGAAAAGUUGGAUUCCGAGGGAUCCCGUGUGGAUAGCUGCAACUCCAGCGCUGUGGGCCAUCAUCAUCACAGCCAGCCUCAGCUGCUCCAGAAGCUGAACUACCAGGGGGAAGUAUGGUGUGUUGCAACCCAUUCCAUUUCAGAGAACAUGCAGAAUUCAGCAGAGCAGACACCUUCGAGUUCAAAUGAUAAAGCGGGGCGUUUGGGCAUCUACCUGGACUAUGAGGCUGGGCGCCUGGACUUCUACAAUAUGGACAAACUAACCCAUUUGCACACCUUCUCAUCUGCCUUCUUAGGUGAGCGUAUCUUUCCUUUCUUUCAGUUAUUCUACAAGGGCACCUACCUCAGACUAUGCCCUUGA
This is a messenger RNA of Lepus europaeus (European hare), 1875 nucleotides long. RefSeq names its product E3 ubiquitin-protein ligase TRIM41-like. The transcript has 2 exons. Gene Ontology annotation, cellular component: nuclear body. The record is from RefSeq and is a predicted model, not a curated record. Gene Ontology annotation, molecular function: zinc ion binding; protein binding. Lineage: Eukaryota; Metazoa; Chordata; Mammalia; Lagomorpha; Leporidae. The coding region runs from base 1 to 1875 and encodes 624 amino acids.